AUUCAGCAGAUAUACAUAUAUAAAAUAUCGUCGUCAUUCAUCAUUCGUUGUCAUCGUCGUAGUCGUCAUCAUCGACUACAAGUAAAUCCUUUUCGUCGCUAUGGUGAAGAAGUAAAUCAUCGAGAAAAAAGUUAAGAUUUGCUGGAGGAAGCAUGGCCGACCACCUGGUGGACGGUCCGCCUAGUAAGCGACCAAAACUCGAUCCAUUUCAGGGUCCUUCUGAUUCGGCAGUGGGUAUGGCGCCUUUAAUGAUGCACCAUGCUUAUGCGAACUACGGGGGAGGUGGCAGUGGUAACAUGCAACAAAUACAGGGCCCGCCACAACAGCUACACCUGCACCAUCAUCAAGUGGAGUUACAUUGGAACAACCAUAUCAUCCAUAAAAGAAAUUACAUAACAAACACAGAUAUGUUCGAUCUUGAAAAUGAUCUUCCUGACGAUCUUCUAACUACGGGGUCUUGGGGUACUGCUACUGAAAGUGCUAAACCACCUGCAACAGGACCAGGGCCAGGUCCUGGUCAACAAAAUGGAACGCUUGACUCUGAUUUACGUCAACAUGUACAACAACAGCAACAACAAAUAUCUCAUCAUCUUAUCCAGCAGCAGGGAAAUAAAAACUUGGUUGCGAAUUCAUUGGCAAUGGCAGCUGGAAAUUUGGGUAGCAAAAGUCCAAAUAUGCAAUCACCACCGAACGUUUCCGUCUCUAAGGGAGUAGUUGAUCCACAAAUGGUCGUCAGUCUCGGAAAUUUACCUAGCAGUAUAGCUAGUUCUUUGGCAAACAAUCAAAUGUCCAUUGCAAAUUCAAUGGGAAAUCUUCAAUCGUCGAUGAGUAUGGCUGGAACCAAUCCUACUAUGUCUAUGCCAGGUGCAAUGAACUCCGGUUUAGUCAUGACGAGUAGUGCUAGUGGAAAUAAUAGUAUAGGUGGAAUGGCAGGUGGAAGUUUAAUUGUAACCAACAGUGUCAACAAACAACCUCUAAAUACAGUAUCCAUGAUGGGUCAGAAUACUCAAGGAAUACAUCAUCCCAGUGGGCCUCAUGGUGUAGCUCAAAUGCAAAAUGGACCAGGUAUGAUUAAUACCAGAGCUGUAGCUAUGCAGCAACAACAGCAAGCCCAUAUGGUAGGUUCUGCGAAAGGUCAAAGUCCUCAUCAACAAGUGCAUCAAGUUGGAAUUGUUGGUCCUGGACAAGGUGGUCCAAGAAUGCAAGCACCUCCUAAUAUGACGAAUUUGCCCAAUAUGGGACAACUUGGUGCUUCCAGUCCAUAUGGUUAUGGAUCUCCAGGUACUGGAGCAGGUCCUGGAGCUGCUGUAUGUACUAACAAUCCUGUUGGUGUAAUUGCACCUCAACAAAAAGCUGUGACAACAAAUAUGGCUGCCAUGCAAGCUGGAAGAUUUGGGGGCUCAACUGGUCCUAUUGGAACCACUAAUGUUACAGGUGGUCAAGAAGGUGGUAUGGCACAACAAGCGCAACCACCUGCUCCGAGUCCAGCUCAACCUCAAUCUGGUGCACCAAGCGGUGGACAACCAGGACCACAACAAGCUACCCAAAAUCAAAUGUCUGGUACUGGCGGUGCUGCACCACCAGUUGCUUCAAAAUCAACUGCAGAUCCAGAAAAGCGUAAAUUAAUUCAACAACAAUUGGUACUACUUCUUCAUGCGCAUAAAUGUCAAAGACGAGAAAGUCAACAAUCUAAUGGUGAAUCAUCAUGGCAAUGUACUUUACCUGAUUGUAAGACUAUGAAAAAUGUUUUGACUCAUAUGACUACCUGUCAAGCGGGUAAAAAUUGUGCAGUGCCACAUUGUAGUUCAUCUAGACAAAUUAUCAAUCAUUGGAAACAUUGUAAUCGAAGUGACUGUCCUGUUUGUUUACCUUUGAAACAAGCAAGCAGAAAUAGAAAUACUACAAGUGUUGUAGCAGCUACUCAACCAAAUCCAAGUCCAUUAGAAAUGAGGAGAGCGUAUGAUGCCUUGGGUAUAGCAUGUCCUACAACGACUACUGGCUUGUUAGCUCCACAAGGUGUUGGUAGAGGUGUUGCCAGAAUGCCAGCAGUUGGAAUGCAAGGACCACCAGGUACUAUUGGAAAUGUUAGAUUGACUCAACCUCAAACCCAAGCUGCACCAGGACAAUCUGUUGUUGGUGCUGGUCAACAAGUAGUUGCCCCAAAUGUAUCCUUACCAUUAAACUCAGAUCCUAACACUGUUGGUGUAGCUGGUAAUCAGACUGCUCCAACGAGUGGUCCAAUGCCUACAGCAGCAGCAACAGCUGCGAAUAUACAACAAUCUGUUAACAUGCAGCAACUAUUUGGUAGUUUCAAUGAAUCAGGACAGCCUGGUGUGUUGGGAGAAAACAAACUUUCUAGUUUACAACUACCAGCUGGUCUUCAACCAGGUCAAGUAACUGCUACACCUGUAACAGAAUCUAAAUUGUGGCACCAAACUGUAACGCCUGAUCUCAGGAAUCAUCUAGUUCACAAAUUAGUGCAAGCAAUAUUCCCAACUCCGGAUCCUACAGCGAUGCUUGAUAAACGGAUGCACAAUUUAGUUGCUUAUGCUAGAAAAGUGGAAGGUGAUAUGUAUGAGAUGGCCAAUUCUAGGUCGGAGUAUUAUCAUUUACUUGCGGAGAAAAUUUAUAAAAUACAAAAGGAAUUGGAGGAAAAACGACAGAAAAGAAAAGAACAGCAACAACAACAACAAUUGCAAGCUGCACAACAGCAGCAACAGCCACAACCAUCAAAUGCUCCUCCAGGUCCUGACUUACGACCAUGUGCUCCGCAAGAUGUAGGAGGGAUUCUUCCAUCAAGACCUGUUGGCAAAGUUCCACCAAAUUUAAGGAGGCAUUCACCGAAUAUGGGACAAAUUGGACCAUUAUCAGGCAUGAGCAUUCAACAUAAUCGAAUGCAAUUUCCACAACAACAAGCUCAGCAGCAGCAACAGCAAGCCCAACAAGCUCAGCAGCAGCAGCAGCAGCAGCAACAGCAGCAGCAGCAAGCUCAACAACAACAACAACAAAUACUUGUUGGUCCUUCUGGUCCCAGUCCAAAUGGACAGUCAACAUCAAAUCCAAGUAUGGUUCAAAAUUCCGGUCUUAGUCCGUUUGGUCAGCCACAAAUGUCGCAAGCUAAUUUAACAACGACAACUACAUCAGCGACGACUAGUCAAUUUCCAACCUCUAAUGGCACUUCCAGUUUACCAAACAGUUCACCUGUACAAAAUCAACAUCAAUUUUCUGAUAUUAUGAAAGUUAGACUUGCUCAAGUUCAAGUAGUACAGCAGCAGCAGCAACAGCAGCAACCGCAAAGUGUAGCACAGCAACAGCAACCAAGUCAACAACAACCAACAAGUACUUCAAAUCAAAGUGCUGCAACAACUGCAAUGCCACAAGCACCAUCGCCCUUUAGUAAUAUUCAACAACAAAGUAAUCAGCAGCAAAAUCAACAGUUUAAUAAUAAUCGACCAUUAUCGGCUUCUACGCCUGGUGAUGCUAGCAUAACUACAUCAACACCACAAACAAUACCUCCUCCUGCAUCAAGUGGACCUAGUCCAAGUCCUGUUACGACAACAAAUGGACCUCAAUCUACAACUUCCACGCCCAAUACGCCUAUAGUUCCUUCAUUAAUGACUCCAAAUCAGACUGUAUCUUCCGCUAAUCAAACUCCACCUCAUCCAGGUACGACUCCAUCUCCAGCUGGUCUUGCAAGCUUAGGAAAGGGUAUGACUUCUCAAGAAAGAGCAGCAUUAAAUGCUCCGAGAAGUUCGAACAUGUCUUCACAAAUGGCUGCCAUUACUGCAGCUUUGGAUCGUGAUAAUUCUCCUAGUCCGCCGAUGAACAAUAAUAAAGGCAAAUUAGAUUCGAUUAAAGAAGAAAAUAUAAAGAUGGAGAUCAAGCAAGAGGAUCCGUCGGAAAUCGAAUGGAUGAGAGAAAGGAUGGAUGGUGGUAAAAAUGUAAAUAACGAUGUGUCCAUUAAAACAGAGAUUAAAACUGAACCUAUGGAAGAAGGAUCGGCUGAGGGAAUUGUUAAAGAAGAACCUGGUAUCAAAGAAGAAUCAGUAACUUCUAUGUCCAGUCAAGAUACCACUGCUUCUGAUAUAAAACCGCUUGUUCCUGAACCGAUACAACCAAGCGGUACAUCAUCGGACAAGAAAAGAUUGUGCUUAUUUAAACCUGAUGAAUUACGUAAAGCGCUUAUGCCAACAUUUGAUAAAUUAUAUCUACAGGAUCCAGAAUCAUUACCAUUUAGACAACCUGUAGAUCCUCAAGUCUUGGGAAUACCAGAUUAUUUUGAUAUUGUUAAGAAACCUAUGGAUCUUUCAACGAUUAAAAGAAAAUUAAAUACAGGACAAUAUAGUGAUCCUUGGGAAUACGUCGACGACGUUUGGUUGAUGUUUGACAAUGCUUGGCUUUAUAAUCGCAAAACUUCUCGAGUUUAUAGAUAUUGUACAAAGUUGUCAGAAGUUUUUGAACAAGAAAUAGAUCCGGUGAUGCAAGCGUUAGGCUACUGUUGUGGUAGAAAAUACACAUUCAAUCCACAAGUACUUUGUUGCUAUGGGAAGCAAUUAUGUACGAUACCAAGAGACGCUAAAUACUAUUCCUAUAAAAACAGAUACACCUUCUGUCAGAAAUGUUUCAACGACAUACCUGGUGACACUGUGACGUUAGGAGAUGACCCAACACAACCACAAACUGCCAUCAAGAAAGAACAGUUCCAGGAAUUAAAAAAUGAUCACUUAGAAUUAGAGCCUUUCGUUGUAUGCACUGAUUGUGGUAGGAAAGUACAUCAAAUUUGUGUAUUGUAUAUGGAACAAAUUUGGCCAUUAGGAUUUACCUGUGAUAAUUGUUUAAAGAAGAAAGGACAGAAACGUAAAGAAAAUAAGUUCAACGCCAAGCGUUUGCCAGUAACAAAAUUAGGAACAUAUAUUGAGACACGUGUUAACAAUUUUCUUAAGAAGAAAGAAGCUGGUGCUGGUGAAGUAGCCAUUAGAGUUGUAGCAUCUAGCGAUAAGGUCGUCGAAGUUAAACCAGGAAUGAAAAGUAGAUUCGUAGAAAAUGGUGAUAUGCCUGGUGAAUUUCCAUACCGUGCUAAAGCAUUGUUUGCAUUUGAAGAAGUCGACGGUACAGACGUAUGUUUUUUUGGUAUGCAUGUACAAGAAUAUGGAAGUGAAUGCACUCCACCGAAUACUAGACGAGUGUACAUAGCAUACUUGGAUUCAGUACAUUUCUUCCGGCCUAGACAAUUUCGUACUGCUGUUUAUCAUGAAAUACUUCUCGGAUAUUUAGAUUAUGCUAAACAACUUGGUUACACCAUGGCUCAUAUUUGGGCUUGUCCACCAUCGGAAGGAGAUGAUUAUAUAUUCCACUGCCAUCCUCAAGAACAAAAAAUUCCUAAGCCUAAACGACUGCAAGAGUGGUAUAAGAAAAUGUUGGACAAAGGAAUUAUGGAAAGAAUAGUACUCGAUUACAAGGAUAUUUUGAAGCAAGCGAUGGAGGAUAAAUUAUCUUCUGCAGCAGAUUUGCCAUAUUUUGAGGGUGACUUUUGGCCCAACGUAUUGGAAGAAAGUAUUAAAGAAUUAGAUCAAGAAGAAGAGGAGAAGCGUAAACAAGCUGCUGAAGCUGCUGAAGCUGCUGCGGCUGCAGCCAAUGCUAUAUUUUCAUUGAACGAAGAUUCAGAAACUGGUCCAGAUGGUAAGAAGAAAGGACAGAAAAAGGCUAAGAAGUCUAAUAAAUCUAAAGCGAAUCAAAGAAAAAAUAGUAAAAAAUCUAAUACCCCUCAAACUGGUAAUGAUCUAUCUGCUAAAAUCUUUGCAACCAUGGAGAAACAUAAGGAAGUGUUUUUCGUCAUUAGGUUGCAUAGUGCUCAAAGUGCAGCCAGUUUGGCACCAAUUCAAGAUCCGGAUCCUGUUAUUAAUUGUGAUCUAAUGGAUGGACGUGAUGCUUUUCUAACAAUGGCCAGAGAAAAGCAUUACGAAUUUUCAUCUUUGAGACGUGCAAAGUUUAGUUCUAUGUCAAUGUUAUAUGAAUUACAUAAUCAAGGCCAAGAUAAAUUUGUUUAUACUUGUAAUAAUUGCAAGAGUCACGUUGAAACGAGAUAUCACUGUACUGUCUGUGAUGAUUUUGAUUUAUGCAUCAGUUGUAAAGAGAAAGAAGGACAUCCUCAUCAUAUGGAAAAACUUGGUUUAGAUUUGGAUGAUGGAUCAUCUCCCGUCGAUGCAAAACAAGUUAAUCCACAAGAAGCGAGAAAACUCUUGAUACAAAGAUGCAUACAAUCUUUAGUACAUGCUUGUCAAUGUAGAGAUGCUAAUUGUCGGUUACCAAGUUGUCAGAAGAUGAAGAGAGUAGUAACACAUACUAAAGUGUGCAAGAGAAUGACAAGUGGUGGUUGCCCGAUCUGCAAGCAAGUGAUAACGUUGUGCUGUUGUUAUCAUACGAAGCACUGCCAAGAAACCAAGUGUCUUGUACCAUUCUGUUCAAAUAUCAAACAUAAAUUAAAACAACAACAACUUCAGCAACGUUUGCAACAAGCGCAACUGUUAAGAAGGAGAAUGGCUGUGAUGAAUACACGACCUACCGGACCAGUUGGAGCUAUACAAACUGGGCAACAAACUUCAAACGUUGCAAUAGUUGCCGGUGUUCCAAUAAAACCAGGCAUUAGUCCAACGAAUUUACCAUCACCGCAUCAACCAGGAAUUGGUUUGAAACCUGGUACACAGACGCCACCAGCACAUGUUUUGCAAGUUGUCAAACAAGUUCAAGAGGAAGCUGCGAGACAACAAGUACCUCAUGUUGGUUAUGGUAAAGUAACACCUGGUGGAGGAGUUGGUGUGAGUGGCCAAGCUGGUGGAGUUAUGCCGCCUCCUCAAAUGCAACGGCAAAUGCCCGUGCCAAUGUCAGGUCCUGCUGGUACUCAUCUUAUUCCUAUGGAUCAGUGGACUGGCAGUAGGUACCAACCUAAUGCUGUUAUGCAACAAAAUCCUUCCUUGAGGCAACAAACACCUCAGCAAUUGAUGCAACAGCAGCAGCAACAUCAGGGUCAACCUGCAAUGGCCAUGGGUGGUCAAAUGCCAAGACAACCUGGUGUUAUCGGUGGUCCCGUAGGUCAAGUGGCACCUGCUCAGCCUCAAAGCAGCAGUAUGCACAAGCAUGCCUUGCAGCAAUUAAUGGCAACACUAAGAAGUCCUCAUACUCCUGAACAGCAAAACCAAAUACUACAAAUACUCAAGAGUAAUCCACCUUUGAUGGCUGCUUUUAUAAAGCAACGGCAAACUGGUGGUCAACACGGCGGUGGAGUGAGUGGACCAUUGGGUCCUAAUCAGGCACAGCAGCAACAACAACCUGAUUUGCAUAUGAUGUCUCAGCAGCAACAACAACAACAGCAACAGCAGCAGCAGCAACAACAUCCUCAGCAGCAACAGCAGCAAGGAAGAAUGCAAAUACAGGCUAUGUUGAAUCAACAACAGCAACAACAGCAGCAACAACAACAACAGACUGUGCAACAGCAAACGCAAUGGUACAAGCAGCAAAUGUUGGUGAUGCAAAGGCAACAGGCUCAACAGCAGGCUCAACAACAGGCUCAGCAACAACAGCAGGCACAGCAACAACAACCUUUCACUCAACCACCUGCUCCACCUUAUGGUCAACAAAGACCUAUCAGGCCCUCUCUUCUUAGUUACGGAGGAUUUACCGAGCAAAGCUAUGGUCAGCCUGGAUUAAAACCAACUCCCCCACCUGUACCUUCACCGCAAGGUGUAAUGGGUCCUCCAGGGAUAUCGGUUCAACAACAGCUGAUGCAAUCUGUUCGUUCUCCGCCACCCAUUAGAUCUCCACAACCAAAUCCCUCGCCAAGGCCAGUUCCAUCGCCUCGUAAUCAACCAGUUCCUUCGCCAAGAUCUGGCCCAGUACCAUCACCUCACCAUCAUCCACCUCAUGGGACACCGACCCAUUCACCUGCACAUGAACUUGGUGGCCCUAGUGAAAUGAUGCUUUCACAAUUAAGUGGUGGUGGUGGUGCACCUACUGGUCAUCCUGCCACCAUGCCACAUCAUCCAUCACCUGCCCCACCACCGAGUAGUGGUACAGACUCUAGUGAAGUGACCCCUAUGACACCGCAAGAUCAACUCUCGAAAUUUGUUGAAGGAUUGUAGUGACUGUUAGUGACUACGUUGAUUGUUUAUUAAGUGACUUUUUAAAACUUAUUACAUACUUCGAUGUGUACUAUAAAAAUAACAUGGUGAGAAGAGAUAAAGAGUUUUAUCUUCCUUGGUUGUUGACACCAUUAGCUAUAAACUUUACUACAGCUCUGUGUGUUAUAAUGUUGCGCUGUUAUCGCUGCUGCUCCUUGUUACUUUCUUAAAUUGCUGUCGUCUUGCUGCCGUCGUCGAUUGUUAUCAUCGUCGUCGUCUUCAUCGUCAGCUAAAUCAGCCAAUCAGUCAGCAUAUUAAACACUAGAGCUGGCUGUGAGACAAGGUUCAUAAAUCUGCCUGCUAAGGACUAUUAUUUAGCAGAAACAUGUAGAUGAAGAAGAAGAAGAAGAAGAAGAAGAAGAAGAAGAAGAAGAAAAGAAUAAGAAGAAGAAGAAGAAGAAGAAGACUAUUUCCAUCCGUUCUGCGUUCCUAACUAACUUCGUGGAGUUUAGUUACGAUGAUGACUACUACUUCUCGUCUCUACUUUAACAUCAGGUACACAACUUAACAAAACAAAAAAAAACAAUAAAAAUGAACAAAUAAGUUGUACUUGAGAAAUGUUA
Molecule: messenger RNA, 8737 nt
Organism: Polistes dominula (European paper wasp)
Lineage: Eukaryota; Metazoa; Arthropoda; Insecta; Hymenoptera; Vespidae
Product: histone lysine acetyltransferase CREBBP
Biological process (GO): positive regulation of transcription by RNA polymerase II
Cellular component (GO): transcription regulator complex; histone acetyltransferase complex
Molecular function (GO): histone acetyltransferase activity; transcription coactivator activity; zinc ion binding
Source: RefSeq, a predicted model, not a curated record